UGCUUACAUCGAAAAUCAUCCUGAAUUCAGUCAUGUCAUGUGAAAGAAUGACUCUGGUUCGAAUGUUGAUCAAAACUUUUUUCUGUUUUUUUUUAUCUAUUACAUUAUUGCAUUAGUACUAUUGUCGAGAAUAAGCAAAAAGUAUAGUCUAGUGACUAACGUCGGGCAAAGCUGAGCCGCAAGUCAAGAGCAAAAUAACUUACAAUUUAAAAAAAAUCAAUAUUAUUUAUAUAGUCAUCGCAGAUGUGGUGGAACUAUGGGAGUUAUAGGUAUCCUGGUACUCACAUAUUUUGAACAUUUUCUAGCAGAAAUUUAUUUUUUCUUCAUAUUCUUCUCCUUGAGCUUGCAUAGUUUCAGAGUCAUUCCGCUGCCGCUGACUCAUGUGAAACGCAGAAUAAAGCAGAAAAUGAGAAAAAACGAUUAAUCCUGUAAAAUAAGACCAUUACAACGAUAUGAGUUCUGUUCAUAGCAAAAAUAAAAGACAAAUAAGAAAAAAUCAAAUUCGCCGGGUACUUAACAAGAAUAUUUUCACUUGGAAAAAGGCAUAAUCACUGAGGCUUUUUUUUAUUAUCCACUGUUUAUCUGUUGUUGUUGAUUGAUAUUGUUUCUUUCUGGAGCAUCAUCCAUUAUAUUUUUACAAAAGAUCUGUUGUAAAUGAAAUCAAGUUCUUUUUAAGCAGCUAAAGUUGUACGAUAUAAAUUUACUUUUGAAUGAAGAAAACAGAUGUUUAACUAAGUGUUUACAACAGAUAUUGUUAACAUUUCUCGUAUAACUGAUGUCAGAGUUGGAAAUGAUUUUCGAUUUUCUUUCCAAUCAUGUCAUACUUUAUCACGUUCAUCAUCAUUUAAAGAAACAUAAUUUUUGUUCUUACUUGGUUCCAUGAAAGUCAAAGCCACAGGGCUUUACUGUUUCAAGUUUCAUGCCCGCAAGAUCAAGGUAAAUAAUUGUCAGAGCUACCGACCUUUGUUUCUCGACUGCAUUCAUACGAACGCAUUAUUGUCCUUAUUUCCUAUUUAUUAAUACUUGAUUAUUGCAGCAAGUGAAAUGGCUGCAAAGCAAAAACAGUUGCUUUAGCAUCGAAAACAUACUUUAUUCCUUCAUUCUUUCGUUGUCUAUCUCUCUAUCAACGAAUUCUGUUUUGUGAUGUUGGUUUUUUUUUUGUUCAUAAAACAAUCUAAUCCAAUAAGCGAAAAUAUUCUUUUAAUGUCAUCGAUAACAAUGAGAGUUAUUGUCUAUUUGUUUCUUUUAUCGAUUUGAAUUUCCAGUGCCUUUUGUUCUUCUGUGUAUUCUGAAUAAUGAACAAUCACGAAAAAGAUUUAUAUUCUUUUCUAUUUAGAUCAGUCUAAUUCAACAAAAUAAUAAAAUCUAAAUAAAUUAGUAGAAUUUCUAUUUCAGGUCUUGCUCAAUUUGGUUUGGGUCAAAAAGCAAAUCCUCAAGAUUAUAAUGGACCUUGGGGAGAAGGAGUCAAAUGUCCUUACGAAAAUCCUCCUUUUCCUGAUGGUACUACCGUAUAUAAAGGUUCAGUUCCACCUGCUAUGACUACUGAUGCUGUGAAUUAUCUUCGUGAUGCAAACAUUAACAUGUUUCAAGUCAGCGAGACCAAAACAUAUCCUAAUUUAGCUAAUCUUUAUUUUGUGAUGAGAAAAGAAUUUCACCCUUGGCAUUAUUCUGGAGGUAAACUCUUAACUGGUUGCUGGACAGGUGUCACUGUUUAUCAAUAUAUCAAUCAUCCAUAA
Rotaria sp. Silwood2 is the source of this 1736-nucleotide messenger RNA. NCBI's taxonomy places the organism in Eukaryota, Metazoa, Rotifera, Eurotatoria, Philodinida, Philodinidae. The record is from the annotation of a GenBank genome assembly.